Messenger RNA from Triticum turgidum subsp. durum (durum wheat), 1458 nucleotides. Lineage: Eukaryota; Viridiplantae; Streptophyta; Magnoliopsida; Poales; Poaceae. The record is from the annotation of a GenBank genome assembly.
AUGAUGGAGGCGGCCGCGGAAGCUUCGGCGUCGGCGCGGCGCCGGACGCUGGUGCUGGUGAACCUGACGUCCAUGCUGGAGAAGGCGGACGAGGUGCUGCUGCCGGCGGUGUACCGGGAGGUGGGCGCCGCGCUGGCCGUCUCCCCCACGGCGCUCGGCUCCCUCACCCUCUGCCGCGCGCUCGUCCAGGCCCUCUCCUUCCCGCUCGCCGCCUACGCCUCCGCGCGCCACGACCGCGCCAGAGUCGUCGCCGUCGGCGCCUUCCUCGGGGCCGCCGCCACCUUCCUCGUCGCCAUCUCCCGCACCUACCUCCAGAUGGCCAUCUCGCGGGGGCUCAACGGCAUCGGCCUCGCGCUGGUCAUUCCGGCCAUCAACUCGCUGGUCGCCGACUACACGGACGACCACACCAGGGGCGCCGCCUUCGGCUGGCUGCAGAUGACCUGCAACCUCGGGUCCAUCGUGGGGGGCUCCUUCGGCGUGCUCCUCGCGCCGGUCACCUUCCUCGGCGUCCCCGGCUGGCGGCUCGCGUUCCACAUCGUGGGCAUCAUCAGCGUCGCGCUGGGCCUUCUCAUGUGGCUCCUCGCCGCCGACCCGCACUCCAAGUCCAAGAGCGCGGCGUCGGCGAGGGAGGAGGCCCGGGAGCUGCUCCGGGACGCCAGGGCCGUCGUCGCGGUGCCCACGUUCCAGGUCAUCGUCGCGCAGGGGGUCGCCGGCCUCAUCGCCUGGUCGGGGCUCAACUUCGCCACCAUGUGGCUGGAGCUCAUGGGGUUCUCGCACUGGGAGACCAGCAUCAUCACGGGGCUCUACCUGCUCGCCACCGCCCUCGGCGCGCUCUUCGGGGGCGUCGUCGGCGACGCCGUCUCGCGGCGGUUCCCCGACGCCGGCAGGAUCGCGCUGGCGCAGAUCAGCUCCGCGUCCGCGCUCCCGCUCGGCGCCGUCCUGCUGCUCGGCCUGCCCAACGACCCGUCCACCGGCGCGGCGCACGCGGCCGUGUUCUUCGUCAUGGGCUUCGCCAUUUCCUGGAACGCCUCGUCCACAAACAACCCGAUCUUCGCGGAGAUCGUGCCGGCCAAGGCGAGGACGACGGUGUACGCGCUGGACAAGUGCUUCGAGUCGGUGUUCGCCUCGUUCGCGCCGCCGGUGGUGGGCAUUCUGGCGGAGCGCGUGUUCGGCUACAAGCCGGUGUCUUCCGAGUCGAGCGUGGACAUGGACAGGGAGAACGCGGCUGCGUUGGCCAAGGCGAUGUACGUGGAGCUGGCGGUGCCCAUGGCCAUCUGCUCUUUGACCUAUGCCCUCCUGUACUGCACUUACCCCCGGGACAGAGACACCGUGAAUCUCAUGGCGUCAGAGGAAGACGAUGGCGGUGAAUCAAGUGCGUUUCGUGCCCACCAAGACGAAGAAUCCUCCCCUGUCGGUUCCUUGACCCAGAGGCUGAUACCCACGACCACGACAGACUAG